AUGUCGACCACAGUAGACCCUCAGCGCCAAAACGGCGAUAUAGCCACCGUCCUGGACGAGAAGCUCCGCCUCAACGACACCACCGCGCCCAUCGCAUCCUCCUCCGCGACGUCCACCGCCUCCGGCUUCGUCACCCCCGCCGAGCAACCUUCGCAGAUCCCCUCGCACAUCCCCUCCACCGAGCCCAUGGCGCUCCCAACCGUACCUCCCGCACCCACCGGCCCCCUACGAACACCAAUCCCGCACCCCUUACCAACCAGCAAGCCCGACCCGCCCGCCGGCCACCCGCCCCUCAGCGCCGAGCAGUCCCAAAAAUACGCCGACGUCCUCGCCGCGGUCCAAGCCUGGACGACCGUCCCGACAAGCUCAGGCCGGAGCCCCAAACACGAGCCCCUCCUCGACGACGAGCGGCUCUGGCUCACGAAAGAGUGUCUCCUGCGCUAUCUCCGCGCGACAAAAUGGGUCGUACCCACCGCGAUACAGCGGCUGCAACAGACGCUAACCUGGCGGCGCGAAUACGGGCUCUACGCCUCGCUGCCGAACCACACCCAGGCGCCGGACUACAUCAGCGUGGAGAACGAGACGGGGAAGCAGGUUGUGUUGGGCUUCGACAACGACGCGCGCCCGUGUCUGUAUCUGAAUCCCGGGAAGCAGAAUACCCAGAAAAGCGACAGGCAGCUGCAGCAUCUUGUGUUUAUGCUGGAGCGGGUGGUCGAUCUGAUGCCGGCGGGCCAGGAGACGAUGGCGCUGCUGAUUAAUUUCAAGGAGAGCUCGAGCGGGAGCAAUCCGAGUGUGGGGCAGGGGAAGGCGACGCUGGCGAUUUUGCAGGGCCAUUAUCCGGAGAGGUUGGGACGGGCGAUUGUUAGUGAUCUCCCCUGGUACGUCACAACCUUCUUCAAGCUCAUCUCCCCCUUCAUCGACCCCAUCACAAAAUCAAAGAUGAAAUUCAACGAGCCCCUCGACCGCCACGUCCCCUCUGCCCAGCUGUGGAGCCACUACGGCGGCAAGGCCGACUUCGAAUACGACCACUCCCUGUACUGGCCUGCGCUCGUCAAGAUGUGCGAGGAGCGGCGGGCAGCGUAUAGAGCUAGGUGGGAACGAAGGGGGAAGAUGGUGGGGGAGAGUGAGUUUUAUUUGAGGGGUGGGGAGGAGGUGGGGGGUGUGUAG
Messenger RNA from Coniosporium apollinis CBS 100218, 1167 nucleotides. RefSeq lists its product as uncharacterized. The coding region runs from base 1 to 1167 and encodes 388 amino acids. The transcript has 2 exons. The record is from RefSeq and is a predicted model, not a curated record. Lineage: Eukaryota; Fungi; Ascomycota; Dothideomycetes. Gene Ontology annotation, molecular function: phosphatidylinositol transfer activity.